CUACACACGCCGCUACUCGGGCUGUUGUCACCGUGGCGACUGCGGUUGCUGCUCGAAUAGCCAGCAAUGCAGCGCUGAGUCGGGGCCCGCAGUGGAGAAUGUGGAUUUCGGGACGGACAUGGACCGCUACGAGCUCAGCGGCCUGCCGAUCACCGCGCCGAAGAGCGCCGACGCGCUCCCGCUCGAAUGGAUGGUGUCGAACGCCGAGCUGUGGGUGGAUGUGACGACUGUGUCACCGCCCGCCUCGCCGCCGCCGCUGUACUUGACGCUCUACACCGACGACGAGGGCGACGGGGGGGGGGACAUCGGGAUCCCGCUGCUGGCGGUUGGCUACACCUUGCUCGGCCUGACCGGCCUGCUGCUCUGCGCCACCCUCGCGUGUGGUCGGUUGUGCUACGAGGAGGGGCCGAAGGCGGAUGGCAGGGCCGCGCAAGAAAUGGCGACGGCCGGAUACCCCGCGGUGUCACAGGGGUACCCUCAGGCGCAGGCCUACCAGGCGCAGCCCUAUCCUCAGGCGCAGGCAUAUCCUUCCUACCCUGGAUAUCCCCAGGCGCAGGCGAGUCAGUACGCCACGUACGAGCCCCGCUUCCGCCAGGCACAAAACAUCUGAGAGAACCAUGGGCCGGCACCGGCACCAGCUCCGGUGUCAGUUUUGCGAGAGAGUUGUUGGGCAGGGUUCCGAUCUCCAUGGACGAUUGAGGCGACGAGUUGGGAUACGAGCGGUGGGCGAGGAGGGCCGUGAUAAGACACAUUGAGCAUUUUAGGGCCCAGUUAAUACGGUACAGCUGGUUUGGAUCGCUGGUCGAGAGAGAUCUAGGUUGUGAGAGAUGUGCAUCACGACUGAGUAAGGGGUACCGUGAGAAGAAAGAAAGAAAAC
Messenger RNA from Emiliania huxleyi CCMP1516, 877 nucleotides. RefSeq lists its product as hypothetical. NCBI's taxonomy places the organism in Eukaryota, Haptophyta, Isochrysidales, Noelaerhabdaceae. The coding region runs from base 187 to 699 and encodes 170 amino acids. The record is from RefSeq and is a predicted model, not a curated record. The transcript is spliced from 3 exons.